CAGGCAGCCGAGGGCUGCGGACGCCCAGGGGUGGGACCCCGGGGCUGGCGGGGAGGAGGCGGCCGCCCCCGAGGCGGGCUUGGAGAGCUCUGGUGCCUAGCCACCCCCCCCCUUCCCGCGACGUGGGGUCUUCUCCCCCGGGUCCCGAGGGCGGGCUCCGCCGGCGGCACCUCGGGGACGUCCCCCACCCCGGGCAGGGAUCUCGCCAGCCCGGCCAGCUCGCUGGGACCUCAGAGACCCCUUAUCCCUCAGCAGCGUGGGGUAGUGGAUGGAGAGCUGGGGUCGAGUCCCGCCUCUGACAGAUUUGGCUGUGCCGCCCGGGGCAAGUCACUUUACCUCUCUGGGCCUCUCUGAAAAAGUUUCGGCUCUUGGGGCCGUUUUUAUUGGUGGGAGUUCCGAACCUACACGCUGGGAAUAACGGGUCCCUUCCAAGAAACAAACCCAACCGGAGAGGUGACUGACUUCCCAAGGUCGCAACCUGGGGUAUAUUGUGGAGGUGGGAUUUCACCUUUCCCGGGUUCUUUGCAUUUCAAAGCCCUCUUGGAGAAACUUGACGCUUUCCCUUUUUACCCAAGGUCAAACAGGGGGCAGAGUCGAGAUUCGAACCCUGCACUUCCUGUUCCAAGUGCUGUGCGCUUUCCCCUCCCACCUGGCGUUGCCUUCUGGCAGCUCCUGUGCUGGGUGGCCAGGCGCUUCUGCUCCUCUGGGAGCAGCUGAGAACAGGUUUUGGUUACUGGGAUAAACAGCCCGGAGGCAGCGGCUUAGCGGGCUCGGUGGUGCCACCCCCACAGGUCCUUCCUGGUUCUGGUUGAAGUUCCUGCCCAGAUGUUGAGUGUUCCGUAGGAGCUCCUCAUCUGCCCAGCUGCUGCUGCUGCUGCCGCCACGCAUUCUCCUGGCUUCUUUACGUGGCGUCCCGGCCAGCUCGAGUGCACUCACUACCUGCUUUGUGCACCAUCCUGUGCACAAGGGCGUGCCUCUAGAGCUUUUCCUAAGCAUUAUCCUUGAAAAUGGGAGGUGCUGUCAGUGCUGGGGAAGACAAUGAUGAGCUAAUAGAUAAUUUGAAAGAAGCACAGUAUAUCCGGACAGAGCUGGUAGAGCAAGCCUUCCGAGCUAUUGACCGUGCAGACUACUAUCUUGAAGAAUUUAAAGACAAUGCCUAUAAAGACUUAGCCUGGAAACAUGGCAAUAUUCACCUGUCUGCCCCAUGCAUAUAUUCGGAAGUGAUGGAAGCCCUGGAUCUACAACCUGGACUUUCAUUCUUGAAUCUGGGUAGUGGCACUGGUUAUCUCAGUUCUAUGGUUGGACUCAUUUUAGGUCCUUUUGGUGUAAACCAUGGGGUAGAACUUCAUUCAGACGUGAUAGAGUAUGCCAAGCAGAAACUGGAUUUUUUCAUCAGAACAAGUGAUAGUUUUGACAAGUUUGAAUUCUGUGAACCUUCCUUUGUUACGGGCAACUGUCUGGAGAUUUCUCCAGAUUGUACUCAAUAUGAUCGUGUUUAUUGUGGUGCUGGAGUUCAGAAAGAACAUGAAGAUUACAUGAAGAGUUUGCUUAAAGUUGGGGGAAUUCUUGUCAUGCCACUGGAAGAAAAGUUGACUAAAAUAACUCGAACGGGUCCUUCUGCUUGGGAGACCAAAAAGAUUUUGGCUGUUUCUUUUGCUCCUCUGAUCCAGCCCAGCCAUUCAGAUUCAGGAAAGUCAAGACUUGUGCAAUUGCCUCCGUUGGCUGUUCGUAGCCUCCAAGAUUUAGCUCGAAUUGCAAUCCGAGGAACUAUUAAAAAGAUAAUUCAUCAAGAAACAAUGGGCAAAAGUGGAAAUGGACUGAAAAACCCACCCAGGUUUAAGCGAAGGCGAGUUCGACGCCGUCGAAUGGAAACUAUUGUCUUCUUGGACAAAGAAGUCUUUGCCAGUCGUAUUUCCAACCCAUCUGAUGACAACAACAAUUGUGAGGAUGUGGAAGAAGAAAGGAGGGAAGAGGAGGAAAAGAAUGUGCCUGAAAUGAAGCCAGAUCCUCCUGUAAACUUUCUGAGAGAAAAGGUCUUGAGUCUGCCCCUGCCUGACCCUCUGAAAUAUUACCUGCUUUAUUACAGAGAAAAAUAAGUCUUCUAUUUAUAUUAAGGAAAAGAUACAUAAGAGGGGAAGUGGUGAGGGCCUUACAACAUGUAUAUGACUUGCUUACCUGUUAACAUGGUCACCCCUGGCAUAGAUUGGCUGGAGAAUGUGACUGCUGUAUACUUAAACAUCCUCAUUUUUUUCUCCUAGUUUCUUGGUGGUGUGCUAAUUUUCUUUUUAAUCUUGUAGCAGGAUUUCCUUUAAAAGUGACCUGGUGGACACAAACUGCCUAGAAGCAAAUAUUCCAUCCAUUGAGGGGAAAGAAAAUCACCUCAACAAGGCUGUUUUGUAUUUCAGCCAUACUUUAAAAACUAAACUCCAGUUUAAAAUGUUUCUAGGCAGCACCCUAAAGACUACUCUGCAGCAAAGUUGCUUAAAAUAGUAUAUAUUGUGUAAUUAAAAUGAAAACUGCUGAUUCAAAUUAUUUUGCUUCUUCCAAAACCCCCACCUAAAGCACAAAUUUUACAAGUACACAAAAUCACUUCUGGGGGCGAUACUCUGAAUGUCCAGGUUUGAAUUCUGAAUUUAAGUGAUAUCUGCCCUUAAUCAUUGGCACCGAGUCUGACUCUUCAUAUAGUUUACUAGAAUGGAAAAUAUUGUUACAAGCCUGUUUAACCAGAUUAUAAAUAAGUAAAUAGAUAUAAGUUUUUGUGAGUUUGCAGAUUGUAAAUUUUCUAAAGAGAUAGUGAUGUUAAUUGGAAAAAGCAAAUCAGAAAUACAUCAAAGUACCCAACUUUGUUUCUGCAUAGUGAGGAUCAUAUGUAGGUGAAAUCCUUUAUGGAUUUUUGUGUGAACAAUUUACAAGCUAAGCUCUGAAAUCUUUGUCAAGUAUAGUGUUAGAAACUCCUGAAAGGGUAUUUUGAGAGAUGUCACAGAUUCUUUAUGUCUAAGUUAACAUGAUUGAUGUUCUUAAGAAUAUGCAAUACAGACCCAGAUGUGGUUGACCUGAGGAUGGAAAUUAAUAUCAUUCUGAAGCAAUUGACUACUCAGUUUCUCAGAAUGUAUAGAAGAUGAAAAAUCUCAGAACGUAAUUAGUGGCAAUGUUCCCUAUAGACAGUCCCUGCUUUCUUGACCUCAGUUUAGUAUUUUUCUGUAGCUAGAUAAGAGUAAUGAGAUUUAGCUUUUAUAGUUCCAACAAAAAUAGAUUUUUUAAAAAUAAUUUUUCUUAAAAAAUGGAUCUUUAAAAUUUUAGUUGUGUUUGAUGAAUUUAACUUGCAAUGAAUUGUAAAUUAAACUUUCCCCAGAUUAUGAAGAGUGUAAAAGUAAAAAGGGGAAAGAGUUCUCGGUCUUUCUGAACUAGUGAAGAAAAUGGUCUAAUCUUCAAGAUAACCUGACUGAAAAACCUUUCAAUUAUCUAAGACUACUUUUGAGAUACACUGGAAUUAAGAUUGCUUGAUCCAAAGUGUUUUGUUCAUUUUUGUUUACUUCCCUGU
Molecule: messenger RNA, 3541 nt
Organism: Phascolarctos cinereus (koala)
Lineage: Eukaryota; Metazoa; Chordata; Mammalia; Diprotodontia; Phascolarctidae
Gene: PCMTD2
Product: protein-L-isoaspartate (D-aspartate) O-methyltransferase domain containing 2
Biological process (GO): protein modification process
Cellular component (GO): cytoplasm
Molecular function (GO): protein-L-isoaspartate (D-aspartate) O-methyltransferase activity
Source: RefSeq, a predicted model, not a curated record